This is a messenger RNA of Cydia strobilella, 1154 nucleotides long. RefSeq lists its product as uncharacterized. Bases 78 to 782 code for a protein of 234 amino acids. Lineage: Eukaryota; Metazoa; Arthropoda; Insecta; Lepidoptera; Tortricidae. The transcript has a single exon. The record is from RefSeq and is a predicted model, not a curated record.
ACAGUAAAUUUACUUAUGGAACAUAUACUAAAAUCAAAACUUUUGAGCCUAGUUUCUUGGAUUUUUUGUUUACGAAGAUGGUUUUGUGUCGAUUAAGUUUUCUUAUCCUAUUUAUAGCCAUAGGAAUAAAUGAGACUGUGUCUAAAAUCGAAUCUGUCCACAAUACCACAACAAGUGCACCUAAAAACUUGUUACAAAAAGAAGACAACAGCACUAGGAAAGAAAUGUCUUUGCCCAUCGAAGGUGGUGGUAAUAUUGUAGUUACGCCGCGAAAUCCAUCGUUAUUAAAAGAAAAUGAUGGUAUUUUAUUAUCUAAGAUGCCGUCUGAGGAGUUUGGAGAUACUUCUACUAAAACUAGAGGACACGUCGUGGGCAGAACAGGUGCUCCGGUAAUUCCGUACGUAAAGGAAAUUUCAACUAAAUCUCCUGUUGUUAUUCAGAAAAGUACUAUCGUAACUAAGCUUACAAAUACAACAACAGCAGUGCCUCCUCCAUCAUCAACUAAGGCCCCUCAUAAGCCCACAGUUUUAAAAUAUGAAGAAGAAAGCAGCAUAGUUGCAGAUAAAACAUCUCAUCCCGGAAUAAGUGAUGGGGCAUCCAAAAUCGAGACUAACAAGGCAGGCAGCCAUCCAGGGAUGAUAAUGCCUAUUGUAAUAGCAAUACUUGUAGUACCUUUGCUUGCCGUGCUGGGCUACAUGACUAUAAAGAGAGGACAAGAAGCCUGGAAGAAUAGGCAUUAUAAAAGGAUGGACUUUUUACUUGAUGGGAUGUAUAAUGACUAAACUUGAAGAACAUUUUGAAUAAAUUUUGUCUUUUGCUGAUAUAGCUUGUAAAUUCAUGGGUUAAUUGUUUAACAAAAUACUAUGAUUAUGAACAUUAAGUUGUUAAUUUAGUUAACAUAAUUUGAAUUUAUUGUGGUGCUUCAUAAUGUGCCUUAUUGAUGUUAACAAAUUUAAAAUGAAAAGACUAGCAAAUAUUUUUGGUCUAUAGGUGUUAAGUUGCAGACUCAAUUAUUACAAUAUUUUGUCUUCCUUUUAUGAUAUUACUAAAAUUGUAUUGUGAUAGUAGGUAAAAUAAUCAAGUAGCUACAUAAUUGGUUGUACUAAUUAUAAUAUAAAAUUUUAUAUAAAUGUUAAAUAUUGUAGGUACCAGAA